This is a messenger RNA of Trypanosoma cruzi, 1713 nucleotides long. RefSeq lists its product as uncharacterized. Bases 1 to 1713 code for a protein of 570 amino acids. Lineage: Eukaryota; Euglenozoa; Kinetoplastea; Trypanosomatida; Trypanosomatidae. The record is from RefSeq and is a predicted model, not a curated record. The transcript has a single exon. Gene Ontology annotation, molecular function: calcium ion binding.
AUGGAACGCGCUGACGCCAUUUUGGCUCGUGAACGAGAAGAAAUUAACCUUCUGCGCGAGCCGUUAAGGGUUCUUUGGUUAGCUCUUGUUAUGUGUGUUAAGUACGUCACUCGUUAUGUGACGACACAUUUAACGCCUUCAGUCCUUCGGGUUGUCGUUCCUGUUCUUCUCUUGAUGACUGCAACUUCUCUUUUUUGGAUCGAUUCCCCUGCUGGCCAUGCCUUCAAUGCUCUUGAUACCGACAGAGAUGGGCUUGUCUCACCGGAAGAUUUAGAGACCUACUAUACCCGUGUACUUGGUCAUCAGCCGGGUAUUGGACAACAGGCGCGAUCGGCUUUUCCUCAGAACUCUUCUCAUCUCAACAAAGCUCAGUUUGUGGGAUGGUGGGAGGAAGGUCAGGGUGAUAUGCUCCGCAGGGAUGCGUUUUUUAGUCAAGGAACAUGGCGAGAGGUGGAAUAUUUGCUUGCCGAUGCUCUCUGGUGGUUGGUUCUUGGAAUACUUUCUUCCGUUGGCUUGGGCACAGGAAUGCACUCGGGGUUGCUUUUUCUUUUUCCUCAUAUUUAUCUUGCCUGUUCUUCUGCAGAUUCUUGCGGCAAUACCAACUUUUGGACAUAUCCUGUGAAUCGCUUUUAUGGUCCACGCGAUCGCACAUUUACGUGCAUCACGCCCCAUGUUACUACAACCGUUCCGCCGACCCUGGCGCGGUUGCUGAAGGUUGUGCCCGCGUGUAUUAUUUGGGGCGCAGGAACCGCAAUUGGGGAGAUCCCGCCCUAUGCCUUGAGUUACGCGGCGGCUCGACAGGGCAAACGACAUGCAGAGCUGGAGGAGCUCUCAAAAUAUGAUGUGCUGAACCGUAUGAAGAUGUGGACACUGGACAAAAUCCAAAGAUACGGUUUUUGGGCAAUUCUUUUUCUUGCUGCUUGGCCCAAUAUGGCUUUUGACCUAUGUGGGAUGGCAUGUGGACAGUUCCUUAUGCCGUUCUGGAGUUUUUUCGGGGCAACAUUUAUUGGUAAGGCGCUUAUUAAGGUUAACAUGCAGGCCGUUUUUUUUGUUUUGCUUUUCUCCGGUGACAACAUUGAACGUGUCAUUCGUCUUGCGGGUGAUGCCCUGGCGAGGGUUUUGAUCCUCCCUGCAUGGAUGGGUUCACAUGGCACCAAGGGAAUAGUAGAGAUGUCUAUCGCACCAAUAGUAAAGGCACGUGAGAAUAUUGCGGCCAGGGCACGAGGGACCGAAGAAAUUGAUUUGGAAGAGAGGGGUGGUUCGUUCCUCAUGAUGUUUAUGCAUUGGAUUGUUGUGGCCGCGGUCGCGUGGUUCGCAAAGUCCAUCAUAGAGGCAUUUGCACAGAAUGAACAGGAGGAGAGAGAUAAGUGGACACUGGAACGUGUGCAGAAGAUGAUUUUGCACCGUCGCACGAGGGCCGAUAUAAAAAGUGAGGAACUUAGGCAGCUUAUUGACCUUGCCCGCGCUGGGGAAGUGGGGACAUCGCGUUCACCAAUUGAGUCCAUUUUUAUGGCGCUGUUUACAAUAAUGGCGUUUCUGGGCUUUGUGAUGGGUUUCUAUCCCGUAUUUGUGCUUGGUCUUUCACUUCUUGGGCACACAAUAAUGUUCGGGUUGUGCACCAAUGAGUCAAUCAACAGGUGGACUUUUUGCGGCGUUCGUGCAGCCCUUACUGCAGCUGCCCUCUUUUCACUCUCCACCCAGUUUACUGUGUAA